Trifolium pratense (red clover) is the source of this 3008-nucleotide messenger RNA. RefSeq names its product ADP-ribosylation factor GTPase-activating protein AGD1-like. Gene Ontology annotation, cellular component: cytoplasm. Gene Ontology annotation, molecular function: protein binding; GTPase activator activity. The transcript is spliced from 20 exons. NCBI's taxonomy places the organism in Eukaryota, Viridiplantae, Streptophyta, Magnoliopsida, Fabales, Fabaceae. Bases 169 to 2595 code for a protein of 808 amino acids. The record is from RefSeq and is a predicted model, not a curated record.
CAAAAAAUAUAAUUAAACAAAUCAACCAAAUACCUCUCUUUUUUCUCUUUUGUUUUUUUAUCACCUUAGAAUAGUUUGACUUUUUCAGCAAAAAACAAAAGAAGAAGAAGAACGUGACACCAACUAAAAACAAGAAUAUUGAUUGAUAAAACAUUGUUUUCUGUUGAAAUGAAUUUUACAAAACUCAACGACUCUCCCAUGUUUCGUCAACAGCUUCAGAGUUUGGAAGAAAGUGCAGAAUCGUUACGUUCCAGAUGUUGGAAGUUCUACAAAGGAUGUAGAAAGUACACGGAAGGGCUAGGAGAGGCAUAUGAUGGAGACAUUGGAUUUGCAACUGCACUUGAAAGUUUUGGAGGAGGCCAUAGUGACCCUCUUUUUGUAACUUUGGGAGGACCUGUAAUGACCAAAUUCUCUAUUGCUUUGAGAGAAAUCAGUACACACAAGGAACUUCUUCGGUCGCAGAUCGAGCAUAUGCUGAAUGACCGGUUAAUGAACAUCCUAAAUGUCGAAAUCGUUGAUGUCAAGGAAGCUCGGAAGCGUUUUGAUAAAGCUUCCCAAUUAUAUGAUCAGGCACGUGAGAAGUUUAUGUCAUUGAGAAAAAGUACCAAGUUUGAUGUUGCAGCUGUUAUAGAAGAGGAAUUGCACAAUGCAAGAACAAUAUUCGAGGAAGCUCGUUUCAAUCUGGUUGGUGCUCUUCAUAAUAUUGAGGCAAAGAAGAGAUUUGAAUUUUUGGAGGCUGUCACUGGAGUUAUGGAUGCUCAUCUUCGAUACUUUCAACAGGGAUAUCAGCAGUUACAAGAGCUGGAGCCUUUCAUUAUUGAGGUUUUGGCUUAUGCACAAAAGGCAAGAGAAAGUUACAAUGAGGAGCAGAUUUCUCUUUGUGAAAGAAUGGUAGAGUACAAAAAACUAAGUUACCAAGAAAGUAGGUUGUCCUUGAAUGGCCCUUAUGGUUCUCCCAGUGCAGAGAAUGCGCAUACGCAUCCUUUUUCUAGGAUAUCAAGUAGUGUGCUAGAUGCAGUAGCUGAAUCAGCUGCAAAUGGAAAGGUUCGAGUCAUUCGACAAGGGUAUCUUUCAAAACGUUCCUCGAAUUUGAGGGCCGACUGGAAGAGAAGAUUUUUUGUUCUUGAUAGUCUCGGAACGCUUUACUACUAUCGUAAACCAUUACAAGUAAAUAGUCAUAAUCAGCAAUGUACACAGAGAAAUUGUGCCAAUGAAAACAGUGCUGGCAUUUUGAGUAGGUUGCUUUCUUCGCAAUACCAUGCAGCUGUUCCUGAUGAAAAAUCUGUAGCACGUCACACGGUGAACCUGCUCACAGCAACAAUCAAGGUUGAUGCUGAGCAAUCAGAUUUAAGGUUCUGCUUCAGGAUUAUUUCGCCCUCAAAGAUGUAUACUUUGCAGGCAGAAAAUGCCCUUGACCAGAUGGAUUGGAUGGAAAAAAUAAACGGAGUCAUUGCAUCCUUAUUGUCUGUACAGACACUAGGUGUAAAGUAUAAAUCAGCUGACGCAGAAAGCUAUGACAGCGACUCUUCCAACAACACCGACACAUUACAAAGUUUACAAGACCAUGAUCAAUUAGGGAGUGGAGAAUUUGCACCCAAGAACUCCGCCAUUCGUAAAUCAUUUGAAAAAUCAUCUGAAGACUUGCAGAAGAAUAAGCAGUGUGUAAGAGUUGAACAGCCAAUUGAUAUUCUAAGAAAGGUUAGUGGGAAUGAUAAAUGUGCCGAUUGCGGUAAACCUGAACCAGAUUGGGCAUCCUUAAACCUUGGUAUCCUUGUAUGCAUUGAAUGUUCCGGCGUUCACCGUAAUCUUGGUGUACAUAUAUCAAAAGUAAGAUCACUGAAACUUGAUGUCAAAGUGUGGGAUUCCUCCGUCUUAACUAUGUUUCAGUCACUUGGAAAUCUCUUUGCAAACUCGGUCUGGGAGGAGCUUUUACAUGCCGCAACAAGUACUUCACAAACUGAUGACACUCCUUACGGUUCAUUCAAAGGCGAUAAAAACAAGUUAGGUUAUGCAAGAAAACCAGAACUUGAUGAUCCUAUUGCACUAAAGGAAAGAUUCAUUCAUGCAAAGUACGCGGAGAAAGUCUUUGUUCGACAGUUGCCGAAAAGCCACCACCUUCUUUCAGUGGCACAACAAGUGAUGGAAUGCAUCUGUGCCAAUGACAAGAAAGCAGUGUACCGGCACAUUGUCAAAUCAGAUGUGGAUAUCAAUUCUGUUAGUGGAGACAUAAUAUCUGGCUAUUUUUCUAAUAUGUCGUCUUCAAGUGAUUCAAACAAAUCUUCUACAAGUAAAACUCAGAUAAUGGAGGACAUGCACGAAGGUUCUAGUGUGCUUCACUUGGCUUGCCUAACAAGCGAUGCUGGAAUGAUAGAGCUUCUUCUACAGUAUGGCGCAGAUGUAAAUGCUAUUGAUUCAAGAGGUAGGACACCGCUGCAUUACUGCGUUUUGAGAGGAAAGACUGCAGCUGCCAAAUUGUUUAUUACAAGGGGAGCCAAUCCACUUGCUGUAGAUAACGAAGGCAACACUCCACUUAUGCUUGCACCAGAACCCGGGGCUAUUGGCAAAGACAUUCUUGCUCUCUUAACAAGCAGAUGACGUUUACCGUAAAAAAAAUUCCAUGCCUCACUUCUAAGAGAAAAUUGAGGAUCAACCAACAAGUCGUUCAGUCGCACACAUCCCGAAAAUACACAUUUUUUGUUCGGAGCAUGGAGCUGGUGGGUUGGUUUGCUAGGUCACAACUCACAUGUUUGUGAUUGUCAUCUUUUGUGAGUAAGAUGGGAUAGGCUGUUUAAUGAGGUCUUCACAUCCAUUUCAAUUUUCAUCUAGAGUCUGAGUUUUGUAACAUAUUCCGAAAUUUUGGAGUUUAUCAUAUGAUCAAAGUUAUAUAGUACAGGGGUUGUAUAUAAAUUACAUGAGUGAUUAUUCAUCAAGAUUUAUGUUCCUUAAUUGUGCGCCUGGUUUUGGAUGCUGCUAGCUAUUGAAAGGGAAAUUUUAGUUCAACUGAAAAA